AUGUUUACUCUUUUUGCUCAAUUACCGGCCGAACUACAACUCAAGAUCUGGGAUGCGAGUUUACCGAGGCCUGGCAUCCACAUAUUCGACGUCUGCUUUCAAGACAUUUCUAGUCCCGAUAAAACCAUCUCUGGCGAGGCGGUAGACGAGGAUGCGUAUACUGAGCACACCUUUCUUAGCAGUCUCAAUGUCACAGCCAAAGACCAUCGUGGAGCUGCUUCUUCAACGACCUUCAAAAAUGACCCGUCCACAUACAAGAUAGCAAAUAUCUUGUCAACAACGACAAUCGAUUCUUCAAACACGGUGAAAACCAGAACCGGCAGCGAUCAGGAAGGGAUGGCCAAUGUCGUUCGCCUGCCCUCACAGAGCGAAGAGGUGACUUAUGACAACAACAACGACGUUCUUUGCUUGCGUUUCGGUUUCAGCCAUGAUAUAGAACAAGAAGUUGGACCAAUCUUCCGAAACAACAUCUCAAGGGUUCUAGAAGCUGAAUGGUCUGAGGAUAUGGCGGCAUCGCUCUUUUCUGCUCGGCGGUUAGCUAUUGACAUUGCCGAGAUGUGGUCACCGGGUGGACUUGACCCCAUGUUGAUGGCUUAUUUCUGCUGUUGUAUCCAGAAUGACCUCGAGGUGCUGUAUCUGGUUGAUUACUGUGUUGGAAGAUGCCAAAGCUGCUUCAAGGGGAGUUUGAAGUCGAAGGACUUGGUGACGAGCAAGUGUGGGCUUGCGAAGGAACUAGACGCGGAAGACCGGGAGAUGGAUGCCAUUUAUGGUUCAACUGUCACAUACAGAGAGGUUUCAAAUCUUGAGAAACUGGGAUGGGAUUCUGAUCACUUUGUGUUCGGCCUUGCUCAGGUUAUGGGCGAUACGAUACGGGAGCAGCAGGGGAAAGAAGGAGCGUUCCGCUCAGUUCGGAUUUUGACAUUAUUUGACGAUUAA
Messenger RNA from Fusarium vanettenii 77-13-4, 936 nucleotides. RefSeq lists its product as uncharacterized. NCBI's taxonomy places the organism in Eukaryota, Fungi, Ascomycota, Sordariomycetes, Hypocreales, Nectriaceae. The transcript has 2 exons. The record is from RefSeq and is a predicted model, not a curated record. The coding region runs from base 1 to 936 and encodes 311 amino acids.